Lodderomyces margitis is the source of this 3012-nucleotide messenger RNA. It is a transcript of the gene KGD1, whose product is annotated as alpha-ketoglutarate dehydrogenase. Gene Ontology annotation, molecular function: thiamine pyrophosphate binding; oxoglutarate dehydrogenase (succinyl-transferring) activity. The record is from RefSeq and is a predicted model, not a curated record. Gene Ontology annotation, biological process: tricarboxylic acid cycle. Gene Ontology annotation, cellular component: mitochondrion; oxoglutarate dehydrogenase complex. Lineage: Eukaryota; Fungi; Ascomycota; Pichiomycetes; Serinales; Debaryomycetaceae. The transcript has a single exon. The coding region runs from base 1 to 3012 and encodes 1003 amino acids.
AUGCUUAGAGCUUUAAAACGUGCUAUUCCGCCACGUACACAAAUCCUUAGAAGCAAUGUUCCUACAUUGAGGUAUAAUUUUGCCAAGAUCCAAGCAAGAUGUUUUGCUACAGCCACUGACACUUUCUUACAAGGCAAUGACGCAAACUAUGUCGACGAAAUGUAUCAACAAUGGAGACAAGAUCCAGCUAGUGUGCAUCCAUCCUGGAAUGCUUAUUUCACCAACAUCGAAAAAGAUGGCGUUUCACCAUCAAAGGCUUUCCAAGCUCCACCUACGCUAGUUCCAACCGUGUCUGGUGGUGCUGCUGGUAUCUAUCCACAGCAUUCAAACGCAAGCAUUAAUGACGAUGUUGUUGUUCACUUGAAGGUUCAAUUGUUGGUUAGAGCCUAUCAAGUUAGAGGACAUCAAAAGGCACAAAUUGACCCAUUAGGAAUUACAUUUGGUAGUCAUGCCAAGGUUCCAAAAGAAUUGACUUUGGAGUAUUAUCAAUUUUCUGAGAAGGAUUUAGAUAAAGAGAUUACAUUGGGACCUGGUAUCUUGCCAAGAUUUGCUGUUGGUGGUAGAAAGUCCAUGACUUUAAGAGAAAUCAUCAAAACAUGUGAAGAAUUGUACUGUUCCUCAUAUGGUGUUGAAUAUGUCCACAUUCCUUCCAAGGAACAAUGUGAUUGGUUGAGAGAAAGAAUUGAGAUUCCCCAACCAUUCAAGUACUCGCAAGAUCAAAAGAGACAAAUUUUGGAUCGUUUGAUUUGGGCUACUUCAUUUGAAACAUUCUUGUCGACCAAAUUCCCCAAUGACAAGAGAUUCGGUUUAGAAGGUGCUGAAUCAGUUGUGCCUGCAAUGAAGGCCAUGAUUGAUACCUCUGUUGAAGAAGGAAUUGAAGAUAUUGUUAUUGGUAUGCCACAUAGAGGUAGAUUGAACAUGUUGUCAAACGUUGUUCGUAAGCCAAAUGAAUCUAUCUUUUCCGAAUUUACCGGAUCAAGAGAAUUCGAUGAAGGUUCGGGUGAUGUCAAGUACCAUUUGGGUAUGAACUACCAGAGACCAACCACAUCUGGUAAACACGUUAACUUGUCGUUGGUGGCUAACCCAUCGCACUUGGAAUCUGAAGAUGGUGUGGUUCUUGGUAAAACCCGUGCUAUCCAACAAUACAAGAAUGAUGUUGGUGAGUUUAAAAAAGCAAUGUCAAUCUUGUUGCAUGGUGAUGCUGCAUUUGCUGCUCAAGGUGUUGUUUACGAAACCAUGGGAUUUGCCAACUUGCCAGCUUACUCAACUGGUGGUACUAUUCAUAUCAUUGUCAAUAACCAAAUCGGUUUUACUACUGAUCCAAGAUUUGCUAGAUCUACCUUAUACCCAUCUGAUAUUGCCAAGAGUAUCAAUGCCCCAAUCUUCCAUGUGAAUGCCGAUGAUGUUGAAGCAUGUACUUUUGUAUUCAACUUGGCAGCUGAGUGGAGAGCUACAUACCACACUGACUGUAUCAUUGAUCUUGUUGGUUACAGAAAGCACGGUCACAAUGAAACUGACCAGCCAUCAUUCACUCAACCUCUUAUGUAUCAACAAAUUGCCAAGAAGAAGUCAGUUAUUGACAUCUACACUAAACAGUUGGUUGAUGAAGGUACCUUUACUACCGAAGAUAUUGAUGAACACAAGAAAUGGGUAUGGAACUUGUUGGAAGAAUCAUUCUCGAAAGCUAAGGACUAUCAACCAACUUCAAGAGAAUGGUUAACCACUCCAUGGGAAAACUUUAAGUCACCAAGGGAGUUGGCUACAGAAGUUUUACCUCACUUCCCAACUGGUGUUGACGAAGAUACUUUGAAAAAGAUUGGUAAUGCCAUUUCUGAAGCUCCUGAAGGAUUUGAAAUUCAUAGAAACUUGAAACGUAUCUUGAAUCAGAGGAAGAAGGCUGUUGAAACUGGUGAAGGUAUCGACUACUCUACUGGUGAAGCAUUGGCUUAUGGUUCGUUGGCCUUGGAAGGAUACCACGUCAGAGUUUCUGGUCAAGAUGUUGAAAGAGGUACUUUUUCACAAAGACAUGCCGUCUUGCACGAUCAAAAAUCAGAAAAGACUUGGACUCCAUUAUCUCAUUUAAGUGAAGAUCAAGGAGUGUUUAGUAUAUCUAACUCAUCCUUGUCCGAAUAUGGUGUCUUGGGUUUUGAAUACGGUUAUUCAUUGACCUCGCCUGAUGCCCUUGUUGAAUGGGAAGCACAAUUUGGUGAUUUUGCCAACACUGCUCAAGUCAUUAUUGAUCAAUUCGUUUCUGGUGCUGAAUCGAAAUGGAUGCAAAGAUCUGGUGUUGUUUUGUCGUUACCUCAUGGUUACGAUGGUCAAGGUCCAGAACAUUCUUCUGGUAGAAUUGAAAGAUAUUUGCAAUUAUGUAACGAAGAUCCUCGUUACUUCCCAUCGCCAGAGAAGUUAGAACGUCAACAUCAAGACUGUAACAUGCAAGUUGCAUACCCAACUACACCAGCAAAUGUCUUCCACUUGUUGCGUCGUCAAAUGCAUAGACAAUUUAGAAAGCCAUUGAUUUUAUUCUUUUCCAAGUCAUUAUUGCGUCAUCCAUUAGCCAGAUCCAAUUUAUCGGAUUUCACUGGCGAGUCUGGAUUCCAAUGGAUCAUUGAAGACGUUUUGGGCGACAAGUCAGAAGUCAAGAGACUUGUAUUGUGUACGGGACAAAUUCACGCUGCUAUGCACAAGAGAAGAGAACAAACCAAGGAUAACUCAACUGCAUUUAUCAAGAUUGAAGAAUUGAAUCCAUUCCCAUUUGCUCAAUUGCGUGAUGCAUUCAACUCAUAUCCAAACAUUGAAGAUUUAGUAUGGGCCCAAGAAGAGCCAUUGAAUAUGGGUGGUUGGGCAUUUGCUGAACCAAGAGUUGGUGUUAUGCUUGAAAAGACCGACAAGUAUGGAGAUUUGAAGAUGAGAUAUGCUGGUAGAGAUCCAAGUGCAUCGAUUGCUGCUGGUACUAAGGCUAAGCAUUUGGCCGAAGAGGAAGAAGUGUUGAAUGAAGUAUUUCAACAUUAG